Abrus precatorius (Indian licorice) is the source of this 1627-nucleotide messenger RNA. Its product is annotated as UPF0187 protein At3g61320, chloroplastic-like. Gene Ontology annotation, molecular function: voltage-gated chloride channel activity. The record is from RefSeq and is a predicted model, not a curated record. Bases 11 to 1270 code for a protein of 419 amino acids. The transcript has 4 exons. Gene Ontology annotation, biological process: regulation of photosynthesis, light reaction. Lineage: Eukaryota; Viridiplantae; Streptophyta; Magnoliopsida; Fabales; Fabaceae.
GCAAUGCAUAAUGCAUUCAUCUUCCUUCUUCUCUCUUUCACCCUCAACUCAAACCAAACCUUUCUCUUCCAACUUCACCCCAAACUCAAACCUCCUUCAAACACUACGCCCUCUUCUUAUUCUUCUUCCCUCCAAACUCAAACUCAAAACCAAAACUCUCUCAUUUCACAGACCCUCUUCUUCUUCAUCAUCUUUUUCAAUAACCAACACCAUAACAAGAAUCUUACGUGUCAUUCCUGAUUGGGCUGAUCAUGUGAAAGAGCGUGGUGUGCAGCAGAACCGAACCCUUUACAACCAUCACAAUUGGGUUGAACACCGAAGCUCUCUUCGCCACGUUCGACAUUUCCUCUCUAGCCUCUCUUCUCGUGUUGUCCUUUCUCUUGUGCCACCGGUGAUUGUGUUUACUUCCUUCGCCACCAUCAUUGCCGGAUACAAUUCGGCUGUGUUGGAGCGAUGGUUGCCGGAGUUUUUCCCAGUGCUGAAGGCCUCCUCCCUGAGCUAUCAGCUGACAGCGCCAGCAUUGGCGCUGUUGCUGGUGUUUCGAACCGAGGAAGCCUACGCGAGGUUUGUGGAGGGGAAGAAGGCUUGGACUAAGGUCAUUGCGGGUGUGAAUGAUUUUGCAAGUGUGGUGAUGGCAGGUGUUGAUAAUAAUGCUGAUGAUUUGCAUGUCAAGAUGUCACUCUUGCAUUACAUCAUGGCCUUUCCUGUUGCACUUAAGUGUCAUGUGUUGUAUGGUUCGGAUGUUAGGAGGGACCUCCAAAAUUUGCUAGAAGUUGAUGACCUACAGCUAGUGGUUGAUUCGAAACACCCUCCUCGCUGUAUUAUUGAGUUCAUCUCACAAAGCAUAAAACUGCUAAAGUUGGAGGAUUCAAGAAGAAAUGUCUUGGAGUCAAAGAUCUCUUGCUUCCAUGAAGGAAUUGGCAUUUGUGAACAACUCUUGAGUAUUCCCAUACCACUAUCAUAUACAUACUUGACCUCAAGGUUUCUUGUCCUCUGGCAUCUUACACUACCUAUCAUACUAUGGGACGAUUGUCAUUGGAUUGUGGUUCCUGCUACUUUUAUUAGUGCUGCCUCCUUGUUCUGCAUUGAAGAAGUUGGAGUUCUAAUAGAGGAGCCAUUUCCAAUGCUUGCACUUGAUGAUCUCUGCAAAAAGGUCCACAAAGAUAUCCUGGAAGUAAUUGCAACUGAAAAUUUAAUUCGAGAUCAACUUGUAGCAAAGAGAAAUAACUACUCUAAGGAGAAUUCACAAAAUGGCUGGCCUUACUCCUAGAAGAAAGGGGUAUGAAUGUAUCUCCUAACUUAUGCUCAUGAAGUGGCUUUGUACAUAGUACUGUCAGUCAAGCUGAUUUCUAGGAAUACAUUCUUUUAAGUGAUUACUCAUCAUGAUCGUACCAUAUUUGCAGAAGUUCGAGAAUUUCUUUUCACAAAUUCACCAAUAAAAAAGGGAUUCACGGAUUUAUUAUUGAUCUGUAUAUAUCCAAAUCAUGUAAAUAUAAUCAUUGUUUUAGGUUUUCUUUUUCCCGUUCGGCCUGUAUAUAUAACACUACAACAAAUUGUGUAAUCGCAAUAACUUGCCAUCCUGAGAUUGGAUUUUUAUUUAACUCAUAAUCUUUGAAGUUUUGUCUUC